GAGCCUCCUUGUUACUUUGUCCAUUACCAAGAACAGAAAAGCAUAUAUUUUUCGCAUUCGUUCACUCUCUCCAACACCCAUAGAGCUUCAAACGGGCGGCGGGGGUGGCCCUUGUGAAUUGGAAUAUCCUGCAGCUCUUUCGGAAUGGUUUGCAGACUGUCAGACUCCGUGUUCCUUUUCAUGUGCCCCAUCAAAAGCUUCGUGGGAGUCGAGAAAUUUUGGCUAAUUGUUCUCCUUCUCCCGACAGGCAUAUGUUACCUGAAGGGAGACAGACUUCUCCAGAAGGGUAACAGGCAUAAGCAGUUUUUAUUUCCUAAGAGGACUAAAGUCCUACAAGCCGUUGCAAUUCCAGUUGUAACAGCUCCAACAGACAGUGCUGACUAUAGAAAAAAAUUAGCUGAAAGCUAUGGUUUUAAGCAAAUUGGAGAACCAAUUCCUGAAGAUGUUAAAUUAAAGGACGUUAUUGAUACCCUUCCAAAAAAGGUGUUUGAGAUUGAUGAUGUGAAAGCAUGGAGAUCAGUUUUAAUAUCUGUCACUUCCUAUGCCUUGGGGCUCCUCAUCAUUUCAAAGGCCCCCUGGUAUCUACUUCCUCUGGCUUGGGCGUGGACAGGGACUGCAAUAACUGGGUUCUUUGUUAUAGGCCACGAUUGUGCUCACAAGUCUUUUUCAAAGAACAAAUUAGUGGAGGAUAUUGUUGGUACUUUGGCCUUUAUGCCAUUGAUAUACCCAUACGAGCCAUGGAGGUUUAAACACGAUCAGCAUCAUGCGAAAACAAACAUGUUGUCUGAGGAUACAGCUUGGCAUCCUGUUUGGAAAGAGGAGUUUGAUUCAUCCCCUGUUUUGCGCAAGGCAAUUAUAUAUGGAUAUGGUCCUUUUAGAACAUGGAUGUCUAUAGCACACUGGUUGAUCUGGCACUUCAAUGUGAACAAGUUCAGACCAAGUGAAGUGAAAAGAGUGAAAAUAAGUUUGGCUUGUGUCUUUGCAUUUAUGGCAAUUGGGUGGCCAUUGAUUAUCUACAAGACUGGGAUCAUGGGAUGGAUUAAGUUCUGGUUGAUGCCAUGGUUGGGCUAUCACUUUUGGAUGAGUACUUUCACCAUGGUCCAUCAUUCAGCUCCUCACAUACCAUUCAAAUCUUCAAACGAGUGGAAUGCUGCUCAGGCCCAGCUAAAUGGAACAGUUCAUUGUGAUUAUCCUCGAUGGAUCGAGAUCCUGUGUCAUGAUAUCAGUGUCCACAUUCCCCACCAUAUUUCUCCAAGGAUACCAAGCUAUAAUUUGCGGGCAGCCCAUAAAUCUCUACAAGAAAAUUGGGGAAAGUAUCUGAAUGAAGCUAAUUGGAAUUGGCGUUUGAUGAAGACGAUAAUGACCCUAUGUCAUGUUUACGAUAAGGAGCAAAAUUAUGUUUCCUUUGAGCAACUUGCUCCUGAAGAAUCUCAGCCAAUUACAUUUCUCAAGAAAGUGAUGCCUGAUCAUGCUUGAUUUACCAUCUGCUUCUGGGGUCCGCGGCUUUUUGGUUCUUUCUUACCUAAUUUUUUCUUCCUUUCAAAGUCAAGUUAGUUGUGCUACUUCGAUUAUCAUUUUUGUUCCUGCUCAUGUUGUACAAUACAUUUGAAAGUUUCUUGUUGAUAUAGAGAAAUAAUUGAAGGUA
Juglans microcarpa x Juglans regia is the source of this 1645-nucleotide messenger RNA. RefSeq names its product omega-6 fatty acid desaturase, chloroplastic. Lineage: Eukaryota; Viridiplantae; Streptophyta; Magnoliopsida; Fagales; Juglandaceae. The record is from RefSeq and is a predicted model, not a curated record. Bases 145 to 1476 code for a protein of 443 amino acids. Gene Ontology annotation, biological process: lipid metabolic process. Gene Ontology annotation, molecular function: oxidoreductase activity. The transcript has 10 exons.